Vitrella brassicaformis is the source of this 1043-nucleotide messenger RNA. NCBI's taxonomy places the organism in Eukaryota, Vitrellaceae. The record is from the annotation of a GenBank genome assembly.
CCACAGGCUCGGGUCACAUUCACCCAUGCGUCCAGCAUCACACCGCAAGUAACCUCUUAUCGUACACACGACACGACCUGCCGUCCGUCGCACAUGCAUCACAGCCCCGACACUUACUAAUCCACACUGACAUCCUUCUUCAUCUCUUCAUCGGCCUCCACCUUGGAGACCCUGCAACCACACGACAAGACACACGACACAACACCACGAACCACAAAUGCAACGGGGCCUUGCUGUGCUGCCUGCGCAUCCGUGACGGUACUUACUUUUCUUGAGCGGCCUUUCUCUCCCACAGGUGCAGGUACGACUUGAGUCUGGGGGCCAGCCGCUCCAGCUCAAACACCUCCUCCUCAUCUAACCACAUCAAACGCUUGUUCUGACUGUUGCAUUGCAGUCACACACACACACACACACACAAACAGCCAGCCAAACACAAUCCAUAUCCAUGCCAUGCCUGUCUAUGGUGGAGGGCCUUCUGCAUGUGUUGGAUCCAGUUCACCUGUCGACAAAGCAUAGGACCGGCUCGGCCGCUCCGUCCUGGUCUCUCUUGGCGAUGAACACAAAGCAUUUCUUACCCGAUGGAAGCUGCAACACAACCGGAGAGCGCAGUCGCUCACCUGCCUUGCUUGCGUACCCGAAUAGAUCUUGAUCUCUUGGAUGGCGGCGGAGGCCAGUACACCGAGCGGCUUUGCUGCUGCAGCCAGGGACGCCCCAGGCUGCCUGCACAGGCAGGGCAGCCUCCAGAAGCAGAUAAGGGGCCAGUGAGUGACACUGCUGUGGAUGAAAAGAGGCGUGCCGCCUGGGAUGGUAUGUGACGCUGCAUAUUGCGCCGACGCGGGUCUGAGCCAAAGAUCUGCAAACUCCAAGCUCGCACAUGGGACUCCGCCCCGUGUUUCUUGUGUUGUGUAAUUCUUCCCGAUCUUUCUCUGACGGCCUUGCAUGGAUGCGUCCAUGGACGAAUGGAGGCUGAGAAGGAGAAUGCAAGCACGGACCUGUCCUGUCGCCCGCCAGCGAGGAGCCUCAGCUCCCCGGCACUUCAGCAU